Molecule: messenger RNA, 4357 nt
Organism: Colossoma macropomum (tambaqui)
Lineage: Eukaryota; Metazoa; Chordata; Actinopteri; Characiformes; Serrasalmidae
Product: rho GTPase-activating protein SYDE1
Exons: 8
Coding region: 510-3557 (1015 amino acids)
Biological process (GO): signal transduction
Source: RefSeq, a predicted model, not a curated record
AGUUUGUCAGUUAUUCGCCAGCUUCUCAUUCGAAUUUUCCGCUCCACCUUAAAUGGCGCAGCAGUUACGCUGCGCCAUUUAAGGUGGAGCGGAGGACUGGACGAGUAGACGGUUAUUUUCUUCACAUUUUGGCCCUCAGCCUCUAAAAAUCUCCUCAUAUUUUUACCCUCUCUGCCACGAAACCGCCUACAGCUAAUAACUAACCCGGACUUCAUUUCCCAUAAGUACUUGGGAAUUUCCCCCGUCAGAGGCAGCGCUGAAAAAAAAACAGUUUGGGAAAGAAUCCAUGGAAUUUGUUUCCUGUGAAAGUUGGCCAAAGCUGAGCGCAGAGCAGCGCUGGGAUGGACAUGCUGGUUGGCGCUCGCGGAGGAGACAUGCAGAGCGAAGUUUAACGAGAACUUUUAAGGGUUUAAGGGCUUUUUUUUCUCAUUUGAGGGGGAAAACAAUUGGAAAGGCCGGACUGAGGACAGAGUAAACAGAAUAAACCCCGGGGAUCCGGGGUCGCAGUCAUGGCUGAGCCCCUGCUGAAGCGCACCUUCUCCAAACUCCGGGGAAAAGACAGGAGUCGCAGGAAAACAGACCCUAAACUCAACGAUGCAGCAGGGAAGACGGAUCUCGUCCACGGCUCUUCAUCUUCACCAUCGCCGUCCACCUCUGCAGGCGGUGCAGAGGCAGAUCAGUCUGUCGAGGCAGACUUCACAAGACACACGCAAAUUACUGUCUCCAAAAAGCAGAACUGGGCCAAACUCUCCUCCACUGGGUCCCGGGACCAGGCCGGGCCGGAUCAGCUCUCCAGCCUCAGCGCUGUGGUUACGGACCGGGACGGGUGCUCAGGCAAGACCCAGGCUUCAAAACAGGCCUGGAGCCAGAGGACUUUCAGGGAGGACGGGUUGUUGGAGCGAUGGAAAGAUUUGGACAGGGAUUUGGGUUACUCCAGGGACAGAGACGAUGCAGGUUUACCUGAGUUAACCUCUCCAUCUGCGGACUUCUCCAUCUCCACCAACAUCGCUAAGCUUUCCGGGCAGGGAGCCUACCUCCAGCACCUGGAGAGAAGCAGCCGAGCCUGGGUACUCUCCACAGGAAAGUCCCAUGCUCCAGACGAGGCCUACCCGGCCUGCCUUACAGACUGGAGGCACGCAGGUGAGGGCGAAAAUAACAUUUGGUACAACCCCAUCCCAGAGGAAGAGGACGCUCGGGCCUUUGGAGUCAAGGAGAGGGAGAGAUACAGAGAUCCCUGGAGGAAGAGAGAGAUGGAGGGAGCGCCGGAGGAGAGGAGAGAUGUUUAUCAGCAGACGUGUCAUUCAGAUGCUCAGUGUGUGGGAGGAGCACCAGCAGGCCUCAGCACUAGUGUUGUUCCUGGCGUCAUUAGCGAAUACACUGGUGGGGCCACUAGCGGUUCAUCAGGGUCUUCGGGGAGCCCUGGAGCUCUGAAGAAAAGCUCAGGAGGAAGUGUGGGUGGCGGCGGCAGCGUGAUGGACAAGAUCAAGUCCCCAGGCACGGUCCGCCGCCUUUCAAUGAAGAUGCGGAAGCUUCCAGAGCUUCGACGCAAGCUUAGCCUGCGCUCGUCUCGUAACCAGCGUCACGCCGUUCACGGACCCGGGGGUUCGGGAGCGACAGCGGGCACUGACGAGGCCUCGCCCCCUAAUGCACGCAAGGAGUCCUCCAACAACGUCAUAAGCAGGUACCACCUGGACUCCAGCGCCCCCGCCAGGCCGAGGCGCAGGUCCUCGCGCACACGCUCCGCAAGCAAGGGUGGCUAUCUUAGCGACGGAGAUUCACCUGAACUCUUGCCCAAGCAGGGAUCAGGUCAGGGGUUGGCAGAGGGGUCACAGGAAUCACAGGGCUCGCCUCCGCCUCCCCCAAAUCAUGGACGCCAGGAUUCAGCUAACAUAGUGGACACGGGGUCGUUCCGGCUCUACUCGCUAGCUGACCAGCCACGCUGCGCCCAGAGAGUUUCUGGCCUCCUUACUGUCCACCUGCUGGGUGUGGAGGAGUUGUUGCGUUUUCCGCGCGCCGACACUGGUAAGGACGUAUUCUGUGCCAUUCAAGUGGACGGAGUGACCCGCGCCCGCACCGCCCUGCUCACCUGCCGGGGGGCGUGUCUCCCUUUAAACCACACCUUCAACCUGGAGCUGGAGCGCGCACGGCUGCUCAAGCUGGUUGUCCUCACGCCAGCUGUUACCGUGGGUAACGAUGGGUCAUCUUCUGCCCCUGGUGGUCAGACUCGCAAUCGAGUAUGCUGUCUUGGUGUAGUGGCGAUCCCACCUCUGUUUAAAGCCUCGCGGAGCCAGCAGCUGUGUGUGAAGCUGGAGCCGCGGGGGUUGCUGUAUGUGAAGUUGACUCUGCUGGAGCAGUGGGAGGCCCCCUCGCCCCGCCUCAGUGAGCUCCCGCCCCCCACCGUGUUUGGGGUGGAACUGCGGCGCCUGGUGGAGAAAGAGGGCCAAGAGCUCAGAGUUCCUCUGAUCAUUCAGAAAUGUGUGGCAGAGAUCGAAAAAAGGGGACUGAAGGUUGUGGGUCUGUAUCGCCUCUGUGGCUCUGCAGCUGUAAAGAAGGAGCUGCGUGAUGCGUUUGAGAGGGACAGCGCGGCCGUCACUCUGAGUGAAGAGCUGUACCCAGACAUCAAUGUUAUUACUGGCAUUCUGAAGGACUACCUCCGGGAGCUGCCGUCGGCCCUGAUCACGAAGACUCUGUACGAGGUGGUGCUGGAGGCCAUGUGUCUGCGUCCGGCUUGCAGGAACGACAACGAUGCACAGAGAUCUCAGAGCACUGUCUCACUGCUGCACUGCCUGCCUGAACCAGAGAGGGCUACUCUGUCUUUCUUGCUGGAUCAUCUGAGUCUGGUGGCGUCCUUCAGUGACUGUAACCUGAUGACGUGUCAGAACCUGGCUGUGUGUUUUGGUCCGGUUCUCCUGACCCCUACGCAGGAGUCCUGGAGGGCAGGGUUACCAGGAUUCAGCUCAGGGGCCUCUGGGGUUUCCGGGGCCACUCGGAGUUCCCGCAGCAGCAACCACAGUGUGGAGAUAGCCAGCGCCGUGGACUUCAAGAGACACAUAGAGGCCCUACACUAUCUACUGCAGCUGUGGCCACUUCCCACAGGGAGAGUGAUAGACCAGUCAUCUUACAGCCUUGAGGUUUCUCCUGUUUCCGUUCCUCCUCCAUCCCAGAAUCCCAUGCAGCGGCGUGCGCAGCGCGUGCCGUUGCGCGUGGAGCUCCCGUUACCACAAGACGUCGUGGUGGUGUCUCGUAGAGGUCGCGGCCGACUGGAAAGCCCUCCCUGCAACCGCUACGCUGGAGACUGGAGUGUGUGUGGGCGGGACUUCCUGUCCAACGAUGACGCGGAUUACGACGAGGUGGCGGGCAGCGAGAGCGAUGAAGAAGACGAGGAGGAGGAGAAGAAGGAGGAGGAAGUUUGGGUGUCCUCGGGUGGUCUGUAUGCGGACGAUUUCGCGCUGGACUUCGAUGCCCCGUUUACAUGCAGACUGAGUCUGAAAGACUUCGAUAACUUAAUCUCAGAUCUGGAGAGAGAACUCGCCAAACAGAUCAACAUCUGCCUCUGAGCACCCACCCACUCUAAACCCUGUAUCUGCAAUGCAUUAGAGCUAUAAGAGUGUGAGAGUGGAGAGAGAAACUCGAGACACACUGUUCACAAUGUGUUAUAAUUAACACUCAAUGCACACCAGCACUGAUAGAAGUAAACAACUAAAAGAAUGUACUUCAGUGCUAAAAGCUAUAGCUGUUCACCGCUCACAGUAACAGAGUCCAUUCAUACAGCUAUAGGGCUGUAUUACAGUACUGAAAACAGCUUUAAGACUGUACUACAGUGCUGAAAAGAGAUAUAGCACUACAAUACUAAAAAACAGAUAAAGGACUGUACAGCAGUACUGAAAACAGCUACAAGGCUGUAUUACAAUACUAAAAACAACUAUAGGGCUAAGAGACAGUAUUAAAAUGACUAUAGGAUUUUAUGACAGUAAUAAACAGCUUGUAGAUUCUAUAACAAUAUUUAUAACUGCUACAGGACUGCAUAAUAGUACAUGUAGUAAAACAUCUAUGGGGCUAUAUGAAAGUGUGGAAAACAGGGCUUUAUGACCAUACUAAAACAGCUAUAGGGCCGCACUACAAAACUAAAAACAGAUUUAAGACUUUACUACACAUUUAAAAACUGUACUACAGUACUAAUAACAGCUUUAUAAAACAGAUACUUCUGGUCCUUAAAUCUGAUUGGCUGAGCCGCGUUCGAAGCCAUUGUAAAAUCCAUGAUAUACGCACACCUAUGACCGCUUCACAACAACCGCAUUGGAAUAAUCUUUGACUCUCAUGCUGCUCGCAUGGACCACCAAGUAUACUGAUGAAGUAA